CAAAAACCGAAAUAUGUAUUUCAUAGCUACAUUAAUUAAUAUAAAUAAAUGAUCAAACAAGUCGAGUCCACAGGUGGGGACACUCUCAAGUUAUAAAAGUAUUCUUGUAAUACCGGCGCGAGCUUUAUUUUCUAUUUUACUACAACAUUCUGUCUCAGCAGGACUUUGUGCUUGUGCAAGUGGAAAUAUUGCAGAUUCUGCUAAUUCGUAACUGGUUACGGUGAUUAGGUGAUUUAUUGUAACGCAUAUAUUUUUGCUUCUUUGUGGAACAGUAUAGUACUAUUAGGUCAGUUUUUGUGUAUUUUUUAACGAGAGUUUUAAUAUUGUUUUUUUGAAUAAGAAAAUGGCUCAAAUAAUACACCAUAUUUAUGACAGCUAUAGGGACUUAAUGGAUAAUAAGAGUGAUCAACGAGUAAAAGACUGGUUCUUGAUGAGUUCGCCACUGCCAACGUUAUGCAUAUGCUUAUCUUACGUUUUUGUGGUUAAGGUCUUAGGUCCUAAGCUCAUGGAAAAUAGAAAACCCUUUGAGUUGAAGAAAAUUCUCAUAUACUAUAACUUGUUCCAAGUUAUAUUUAGUUCGUGGCUGUUUUAUGAGGCCUCGGUAUCAGGAUGGCUUAAUCAUUACAGCUUGAAAUGUCAGCCUGUGGACUAUUCCACGAAUCCAUUGGCAAUGAGGAUGGUUCGAGGAUGUUGGUGGUACUAUUUUUCAAAGUUUACAGAGUUCUUUGAUACGAUAUUUUUUGUAAUGAGAAAAAAAUUUGAUCACGUAUCGACGCUUCAUGUAAUCCACCAUGGCAUUAUGCCGAUGUCAGUCUGGUUUGGAGUUAAAUUUACACCAGGAGGCCACUCUACUUUCUUUGGUUUUCUAAACACUUUUGUGCACAUCAUUAUGUACACGUAUUAUCUGAUCGCAGCCCUCGGACCACAGUAUCAGAAAUUCUUGUGGUGGAAGAAAUAUGUGACCACUAUACAGAUGAUCCAAUUUGUUCUUGUGAUGGUGCACGCGUUCCAACUUCUGUUCAUAGAUUGCGAUUAUCCCAAGGCAUUUGUUUGGUGGAUAGGAUUGCACGCAGUAAUGUUCUAUUUCCUCUUCUCAAAAUUCUAUAAGCGUACAUACAAGGGCAAAAAGGAAAAAUGCGAGACUAAUGGAACAUAUUACGAAGGCAAAAACAUGACAAAUGGUUCAGCUAGAAGUUCGAAACCAGGCAUAUGUUUUACUACCCAGUCAGCUCUCUACGAAGACGAAGAUGUUAAACAGAUGUCCAAUAGUUACACGACGUCAGAAAACUCAAAACUGAAAAACCGAGCGUUCGUGGACCGGCAACUCAAGACAAAAUAGUGAUUUAGUUAUUAGAUAAAUUAGUUAUUAUUAAAUUUCAAGCAGCUGAGAUUUGUAUGUAAAAAAGGUAAUUUUUGACUUUUUUUGGUCAAGUCAAUUUUAAUAUAACAGCCCAGUCUCAGCAAUGGUAAUGUACAUAUACAAUUUUAAUGUCUAUAAUUUAGCCAGUACGGUAUACAACAAAUAAGUACAAUAAACUUAAACCAUGGAUGCCUUAACAACAGUUUUAGGGGCAACAGAGCAUGUUUACGAAAUUGCUACAAUUUCGCGACCUAGUCAGUCUUCCUUUAAUUGCGCAUGAUUUUCACGGUAUUCGCGCAUGUUCCAACGUUGUAGGACAAAUGUCAGUUGACCAGUGACAUGCGCAAUGGAAGGACUGCUAUGUUUUUCAUCGGCUCAAUAGUCUUGUCUGGAUUUACUGGGAACCUUCUGUCAGAAGGAAACAUGCUCAAAUUUAUAUUGUUAGUAGUCUAUUCCAUAAUUGUACAUCUAUGUUUAUUUAAGCGGGUAAAUGUAUAAUUAAAUUAUAUGAUUAAACUCUAAGUAAAUAGGUACAGGGUUGGGGACAAACUUUAUUACAUAAAUGUGUGGAAUAUGUAUAUGUAGAUAAGGCAUUAAUUCACCUAUUGCUUGUACAUAGAUUCAGUGCUUAGAAAUCAUUCGUAUCUCAAGGCGCAUAUGCCGACACGUGUACAAUAAUUAAUUUGAUCAAUGACGUAUUCUUUGACUCUUCUUUAACAAUUUUUGCAUUGUCAAAUAUAAAACUAUGUAUACCUUAAUAUUUAUAAAAAUAAAUUUAUUUAUAGGUAUUUACACUGGUUAUAAGACAAAUACAAUAGAAUUUAUAAGGAUA
Molecule: messenger RNA, 2192 nt
Organism: Anthonomus grandis grandis
Lineage: Eukaryota; Metazoa; Arthropoda; Insecta; Coleoptera; Curculionidae
Product: elongation of very long chain fatty acids protein AAEL008004-like
Exons: 8
Coding region: 344-1339 (331 amino acids)
Biological process (GO): fatty acid elongation, monounsaturated fatty acid; very long-chain fatty acid biosynthetic process; fatty acid elongation, polyunsaturated fatty acid
Cellular component (GO): endoplasmic reticulum membrane
Molecular function (GO): fatty acid elongase activity
Source: RefSeq, a predicted model, not a curated record